AUGCCUCACCUUCACCACUGUGUCACCUACACAAUGCCUCACCUUCACCACUGUGCCACCUACACAAUGCCUCACCUUCACCACUGUGUCACCUACACAAUGCCUCACCUUCACCACUGUGUCACCUACACAAUGCCUCACCUUCACCACUGUGCCACCUACACAAUGCCUCACCUUCACCACUGUGCCACCUACACAAUGCCUCACCUUCACCACUGUGUCACCUACACAAUGCCUCACCUUCACCACUGUGUCACCUACACAAUGCCUCACCUUCACCACUGUGCCACCUACACAAUGCCUCACCUUCACCACUGUGUCACCUACACAAUGCCUCACCUUCACCACUGUGUCACCUAG
Molecule: messenger RNA, 360 nt
Organism: Procambarus clarkii (red swamp crayfish)
Lineage: Eukaryota; Metazoa; Arthropoda; Malacostraca; Decapoda; Cambaridae
Source: RefSeq, a predicted model, not a curated record